AUGUCCCCCCCGCCUCUGGAGCUGGCAGGGACAGGCCGUGCUCCGGGCUGCUUCCGUCACCGCUGUCACUUCCUGGUGGCCGUGAGCAUCCCGCGGGGACAAGGUGAACGCCAGCGCAGGACCUGCAGGAAGCGUGGCUGUGGCCAUCCGGCGUGUCUACAUGCUGCCCGGGGUCGGCGGGGGCUUGGAGAUGAGGCUGAUCCUGGCUGGGAAGGCUGGUGGGGGGAAAAAGCGCCACGGGGAAACACCCUCAUCGGGGAACGUGUCUUUGAGUCCAAGCUGUCCACCAAGCCAGUGACCGUGAGCUGUGCAAAAGCACAAGGGCACUGGGACGGCGAGGACUUCACGGUGGUUGACACGGCCGACAUUUUCAACCCAAGAGGUGUCAGCAGUGAGGUGCAUCAAGAAAUUAUCCGCUGCAUCAGGCUGUCCUCCCCGGGCCCCCAUGCGCUGCUGCUGGUGACCCAGCUGGGCCGAUUCACCCAGGAGGACGAGGAGGCCGCAGAGAGACUGCAGGACAUCUUUGGAGCUGAUGCUUUGGGGCACACGAUCGUCAUAUUCACCCGCGCAGAAGAGCUGGCGGGGGGAUCUCUGCACGACUACGUGUCCUGUACUGACAACAAAGCUCUCCGCAAGCUGAUCCAGAGGUGCGGGAACAGGUACUGCGGCUUCAACAACCGGGCAGCUGGAGCCGAACGGGACCAGCAGGUCGCGGAGCUGAUGGGGAUGGUCCGCUGCAUGGUGCGGGUGAAUGGGGGCGGUUGCUACAGCAAUGAGAUGUACCUGGAGCCCAAUUUAACAGAAGAGAAGGUGGAGUAUCACAUGGGGAGGAUAAAGAGGGAGCGGUCCGGCUGCAGGACAGUUUUCGCAGUUUUUGGGCUGAUUGCCUUCACCGUGGCUGUGAUUUCCCUGGGUUUCUAUAUCAUACGGGUGCGAGGAAUGCCAGCACCACAGAACCACUGAUCGCCUGGGGCUGGAGGCACCUCUGCACACCGCGUGUUCCAUCCCUGCCCAGGCAGGGUCCCCAGCGCUGGCUGCCCAGGACCGUGUCCAUUGGGUGUUGGACAUCCCCAGGGAUGGAGACCCCAGCGCCGCUCUGGGCAGCCUGUGCCAGUGCUCAGACACCCGCACAGCAAUAAAAGACUUUCCUAAUCUCUCA
Cygnus atratus (black swan) is the source of this 1159-nucleotide messenger RNA. RefSeq names its product GTPase IMAP family member 1-like. NCBI's taxonomy places the organism in Eukaryota, Metazoa, Chordata, Aves, Anseriformes, Anatidae. The record is from RefSeq and is a predicted model, not a curated record. The coding region runs from base 1 to 963 and encodes 320 amino acids. The transcript is spliced from 3 exons. Gene Ontology annotation, molecular function: GTP binding.